GAAGACUUCCGGUCCAUGCCCCAUCACAGAAGAAUAUCAUCCCGCGGUACACAUUUUUGAGCACCAUCAAACUGUUAGCCAUUAAACAGAUAUUAAAAUAGAUCUGUAAAAAUAUGAACUACUCCGACUACGACUCUGACGGGUACUCCUCCAACGAAGACGCAGACUACGUCCCUUCAGAUGGAAGCCUGAGUGAAGAUGACAUAAAUGAAUGUGAAAAAGAGGAUCCCCUGCAUGAGGAUGAAGAGGUGCCACAUCCUGGUAGUGUUCACAAGAGCAAAAAGAAAAAGAAGGACAAGAAUCUGAGCCGAAAGAGGAAAAAGGGGAUUUUUAAAGUGGAAAAUGCAGACAAAGAUCAAGUUGAAGAGACCAAUCAGCCUCCAAAUGAAGAGCCACCUGCUCAGCUGCAGCAAGAGGAAGAUGAGGCCAAACAGAAGAAAAAGUCAGAUGACCUAUGGGCCAGUUUUCUGUUUGAUGUUGGUUCUAGGCCAAAGCUGAGCACAGCGGCCACAGACUCUGAUACCACAUCCAAGCGGGACACACAGACUUCCACUGUCAAAGUAGCUUCUCCAAAGGCAGAGACAAAACCUUCUGAACCUGCAAAAGUGACUAUUACAAAAGUGUUUGACUUUGCUGGGGAAGAAGUCAGGGUGAACGAAGAAGUAGCAGCAGACUCUCAAGAAGCCAGGAGAUUCUUAAAGAGUCAGAGCUCUCCACAGGAGAACAAAGAAACAGAGGAAGAGUGCUCGUCACCAAGUCCAUCUUCUGUCACUGUCUCAAGUGGUGUGAAGAGGCCAGCGGGUUUAUCUAAAAUUCUUGGUCGUAUUGGAGGGAAAAAGCAGAAAAUGAGUACGCUAGAGAAGUCUAAGAUGGAUUGGGACGCAUUCAAAUCAGAGGAAGGCAUCAGUGAAGAGCUGGCCAUUCACAACAGAGGCCGAGAGGGAUAUGUGGAGCGGAAGAACUUCUUGGAGCGCGUUGACCACCGACAGUUCGAGAUAGAAAAAACGGUGCGGCUGAGCAACAUGAAGCGAUGACAUAGACUGACAUUGGCACAUCAGAGGAGGGGACACUUUCUCUCAUUUUGCAACUACUGGAUUUCUGCUGUCCCCUAUGAGGCACUCAGCUGCUGCUCAAGUGUGGAGGAUUUGAACAUUUUUGUCACAGGUUUUAGCAGAUUUCUGCAAAGUACUAAAAUGUACUAAGGGCAAAACACACCAGAUUUUUUGUUUAUUUGGUUGACAUUGUCAAAGUAUAAGUUAACCUAUUUCUUUGUGAAAUGCACAGUGCCCUUUUGAUGAAACCAGUUUUUCCAUAAGCUUAAAUGUUAAAUAUGUUGGUUCUUACUAGCGUUUGGUUAUCGGCUAAUCGUGUCAUAAAGUUGGAUUAAAACAGUUUGUAUGGUCAUC
Molecule: messenger RNA, 1406 nt
Organism: Periophthalmus magnuspinnatus
Lineage: Eukaryota; Metazoa; Chordata; Actinopteri; Gobiiformes; Gobiidae
Gene: cfdp1
Product: craniofacial development protein 1
Exons: 7
Coding region: 114-1034 (306 amino acids)
Source: RefSeq, a predicted model, not a curated record